This is a messenger RNA of Seriola aureovittata, 806 nucleotides long. RefSeq names its product zinc-binding protein A33. NCBI's taxonomy places the organism in Eukaryota, Metazoa, Chordata, Actinopteri, Carangiformes, Carangidae. The coding region runs from base 133 to 690 and encodes 185 amino acids. The record is from RefSeq and is a predicted model, not a curated record. The transcript has 6 exons.
UCUCCCUCUGUGUAUUGUUACGCUUUCCUGUCCUUCGCUUUGUCCCUCCCUUUUAACUCCCUCAAUCACCUUUAUGGCACUUUCUCAAGAGUCUUCUCGAUUUCUGUUUUGUCCUUUUUGCAGACAACUGGAAUGUACCAAAACCACACCAAAGACACCAACAACAACUGCAAUAAAAGUCUUCUCUGUGAUAACAAGCAAAAGCUUGUCCAGGCUAUUAAAAGAAUCAAGCAUGAGGUAGAUGAAAGCAGAGAAGCAGAAAGAGAGACGUUCAUAGAGUCAGUGGAAGUGGAGACCAGUUUUGAUGGCCUGGAACGAGAAAUCAGAGCUGAGUUUCAGAACCUCCAUCGUUUCUUGGAUGAGGAGGAGUGUAAGGACCUGGAGCGACUGAGGAGGGAGAGACAGAGACAACUGAAGCAGCUGAAGGAGAGAGAGAAGAAAAUAGCAGAACAAGGGAGAGGCCUGGAGAGAGCAAUCACAGUGCUCAACAGCAAACUGGCCGAGGACGACAGUCCUAAGCUGCUCAAAGAAAUUCAAGAUCUUAUAAAAAGGUCUCAGGUCAGCUUUGUUCUUCCACCGGAGGUGGACACUGAGGUGCGCUCUGGCCAGUUUGUGGGGCCCAUCCAGUACAGGAUAUGGAAGCAUAUGAAAAGCUGCCUCUACCCAAUCUUGCACCUCCGUAUGGUUUGAGGAAGACAAAGACACCCAGGACAUCGAGGCCAACCCACGACGGUUCCACUACUAUUACUGUGUGUUGAGUCAUCAGCGCUUCACCUCAGGGCGACACUACUGGGAGGUGGAGGUGG